CAACGAUCUGGAGUUCUUCCCCCAUAUGCUAAUUCUGGUUGAACCUCUGAAGAACGCAUUCGUCUCCUUACAGAGAUCAGAUUCGAAUCUGUUAACCAUUUGUGAUUCUCUAAAGAAGGCUGUUGAUUCCCAAUCUGAUCCUCGUGAACAGAGACGGUGGUGCAUGAAAGCUUUUGUACCGAUCCGCCGUGACAAGUGAGGAGUUACUUUAAUAUUCAUCAAUGGCGUCUUGGCUCAAAGCUGCGGAAGAUUUGUUCGAGGUUGUGGAUCGAAGAGCAAAGUCCGUGGUUGAAGAUCUUUCCGAGGAACAGUCCGCUUUGCAGUCUUCAGCUUCUGAUAAGAAAGGGUCUCAAUCGAAGAGAUUAAAUUCAAAGAGAAAGGCUCGGCAGAAACUUUUAAAAGAAGAAGCUUCUACCAAGAGAGAUCUUUCUGGUGGUCAGUCUGGAGCCGGAGUGUCACAGUCUGACGGGCCUCCAUCUAAAAGUUCUGUUUCCACUGAAGAUGCCUCUUCCUCUGGGCCUACCUUGCAGAGAAGAGAGUUUCAACCGACUGAUGCAGAUGUCCAGAGUGUUCAGCCACUUCCACAAUCAGCAGCAGCCACAAAGAGUGAAGAUGCUUCUGUGGUAACUUCAGAAUCUGUUGUGGACGGUGAUGCUGCUGAGGCAACUCCAGGUAGCAAGAAUCCUGAUGGAGAUGUUCGUGUUCCAAGUGACUCUUUGGUGCAACCAUCACCAUCUUUACCUGACAAAGAAAUUGAAGUCGUUGCCAGUGAGAAUCUGGUUGAAGCUCCCAAAAAGGAUGCACAAGGAGAGUUGGAAGAUUCUUUAAAAAGAGACCAGGAUAAACUGGAAUCCGUAGUACACGUUUCUCCUGUGGGAGAAAAUGUGAUUCAAAGCACAGGUGAUGCGGCGAAAGAGAAAGUUAGCAGCUCAAUUAAUUUGGAUAAAAAACAGGAACAGAAAGUUGCUGAUGCCUCCUCAAUCAUUCUGGAGAGAGAGCAAGAUCGUAGAGCUGAUACAACUUCCAUGAAGAUUCAAGAUCAACUUGAAGAGGCUCAGGGGUUGUUAAAAGCUACAGUUUCCACUGGGCAGUCAAAAGAAGCCAGGUUAGCGAGGGUCUGUGCUGGACUUUCAUCCCGUCUGCAAGAAAUUAAGGCAGAGAAUGCACAGUUGGAAGAGCUUCUCACUGCAGAGCAAGAGCUUACCAAGUCAUAUGAAGCCAGCAUUAGACAGUUACAAAAGGAGCUAUCCUCUUCAAAAAGUGAAGUCUCGAAAGUAGAGUCAAGCAUGGUUGAGGCACUAGCAGCUAAGAACUCAGAGAUUGAAACACUUGUCAGCGCAAUGGAUGCCCUAAAAAACCAGGCUGCUCUGAGCGAAGGAAAAUUGUCGUCUCUUCAGGCGGACAUGGAAUCUAUUAUGAGAAACAGAGAAUUGGCUGAGACUAGGAUGAUGCAGGCAUUGCGGGAGGAGCUUGCAACAACUGAAAGGAGAGCCGAGGAGGAGCGUUCUGCACACAACGCCACAAAAAUGGCUGCCAUGGAGAGGGAAAGGGAGCUAGAGCAUAGGGCUGUGGAUGCUUCCACAGCACUUGUUAGAAUUCAGAGAAUUGCUGAUGAAAGGACAGCGAAGGUGGCAGAACUUGAGCAGAAGGUGGCCUUGCUUGAGGUCGAAUGUUCAUCUCUGAAUCAAGAGCUGCAAGAUAUGGAAAUUCGUGCUCGCAGAGGACAAAAGAAAUCUCCGGAUGAACCAAACCAAGUGAUCCAAAUUCAAGCAUGGCAGGACGAAGUGGACCGUGCUCGGCAAGGUCAAAGAGAUGCUGAAGAGAAACUUUCUUCGAUGGAGGCUGAAAUGCAAAAAGUGAGGGUUGAAAUGGCAGCCAUGAAGAGAGAUGCAGAACAUUAUUCCCGCCAGGAGCAUACAGAGCUGGAGAAACGCUACCGUGAACUAACUGAUUUAUUGUACUAUAAGCAAACGCAACUAGAGACUAUGGCGAGUGAGAAGGCUGCAGCAGAGUUUCAGUUGGAGAAAGAGGUUAAACGUCUACAGGAAGCACAGGUUGAGGUAGAAAAAAGCAGAGUUUCGCGACGCCCAUCAACAACUUGGGAAGAAGAUUCUGAGAUCAAGACACUCGAGUCUCUUCCACUGUAUCACCAACACUUGGCUACAGCGAGGACACAGUUGCAAAAUGCAGUGAAACUGUUAGACUCAGGAGCUGUAAGGGCCACGAGGUUCCUUUGGCGGUACCCGAUAGCUCGGAUUCUCUUACUUUUUUACCUUAUCUUUGUUCACCUCUUCUUGAUGUAUCUUAUACACCGACUACAGGCGCAAGCCGAGGCUGAAGAAGUAAGGGAUUCAAUGGGCCUGACCAACAACAACGUUUUCAGACCAUGACAGAUUCCACAAGGAAAUGGGGUUUUUAAGUGACCUAAUAACUUACUUAUGGAUUGUCUUAUAGAAGGUUUUUGAACUUUUCUUAAACGGAGGCUGCUUGUCAUGAUUUUGUGUAGCAGCAGUUUUUUUGUUCUUCAAAAAUAUCUCUUCAAACCGCUGAAAUUUUAAGAACAUAAUGCUUGUAAAUGCAUAAAUGGGGUUUAUAGAUGCUUAAAUACCUCUAACUUCAACUAGUUUGGAUUAGAGUGGCUGUAUUACACGCUUUGC
Messenger RNA from Eruca vesicaria subsp. sativa (arugula), 2657 nucleotides. The record is from the annotation of a GenBank genome assembly. Lineage: Eukaryota; Viridiplantae; Streptophyta; Magnoliopsida; Brassicales; Brassicaceae.